AUGGUGAGCCAUGCCCGCUGCGGUGGCUCCACAGGAAGGGAAGAGCCCGGCUCUCCUUGCUCUUCCCGCUGCCGGCGCCAGGUGUCGGCAGGCGGCGCGGGCACGGCGUGCAGGAGCGCCCCGCUCCCAGCCUGCGCUCCCAGCUCCCGCCGCUCCCAGCCUGCGCUCCCCGCUCCCAGCCUGCGCUCCCCGCUCCCAGCCUGCGCUCCCAGCCUGCGCUCCCAGCUCCCGCCCGCUCCCAGCCUGCGCUCCCAGCUCCCGCCCGCUCCCAGCCUGCGCUCCCCGCUCCCAGCCUGCGCUCCCAGCCUGCGCUCCCAGCUCCCGCCCGCUCCCAGCCUGCGCUCCCAGCUCCCGCCCGCUCCCAGCCUGCGCUCCCAGCCUGCGCUCCCCGCUCCCAGCCUGCGCUCCCCGCUCCCGCCGCUCCCAGCCUGCGCUCCCAGCCUGCGCUCUCCGCUCCCGCCGCUCCUAGCCUGCGCUCCCAGCCUGCGCUCCCCGCUCCCAGCCUGCGCUCCCCGCUCCCGCCGCUCCCAGCCUGCGCUCCCAGCCUGCGCUCUCCGCUCCCGCCGCUCCUAG
Messenger RNA from Catharus ustulatus (Swainson's thrush), 573 nucleotides. Its product is annotated as wiskott-Aldrich syndrome protein homolog 1-like. The transcript has a single exon. The record is from RefSeq and is a predicted model, not a curated record. Lineage: Eukaryota; Metazoa; Chordata; Aves; Passeriformes; Turdidae. Bases 1 to 573 code for a protein of 190 amino acids.